Dioscorea cayenensis subsp. rotundata (Guinea yam) is the source of this 3176-nucleotide messenger RNA. Its product is annotated as protein transport protein Sec24-like At4g32640. Gene Ontology annotation, cellular component: endoplasmic reticulum exit site; COPII vesicle coat. Bases 40 to 3153 code for a protein of 1037 amino acids. The record is from RefSeq and is a predicted model, not a curated record. The transcript has 24 exons. Gene Ontology annotation, biological process: COPII-coated vesicle cargo loading; intracellular protein transport; endoplasmic reticulum to Golgi vesicle-mediated transport. NCBI's taxonomy places the organism in Eukaryota, Viridiplantae, Streptophyta, Magnoliopsida, Dioscoreales, Dioscoreaceae. Gene Ontology annotation, molecular function: SNARE binding; zinc ion binding.
UCUCUUUUGAUCGUCUCUUUUUCUCGGAGGUCGGCAUUCAUGGCGUCCUCCCAGAGCUUCCCCUCCGGGGUCCCUCGCCCCCGCCCCACCUCCUUCCCCCCUAACCCUAACCCUAUUCCCCCUCCUCCCCCCUUCGCCUCUGCUUCCCUCCCCGAUGCCAUGCAAAACCUCCAGAUAGCCGGCCCCCGUGGCCCUCCUCCCUCCCCAUCAGCCCGUCCUGGUCCUCCUCCUCAAACCAUCCCCGGUCGCCCGGCAGUGCCGCCCCAGCCCUCCUUAGCCUCCCGCCCGCUGCCGCCGCCGCCGCCGCCGCCGCUGCCUUCCCCCCUGACCACCACCAACGGCCCUCCGGAAUUCGGCCCUGGUGCUCCGCGGCUCCCCUUGGGACCUCCUGCCACACCACCGGUUCCCCAGGGCGCGCCGCCGUUCUCUGCUAGCCUGUCUGCCGGGCUGCCGAUGGGAGUUCCUUAUGGGGCUCCGCCAACAUCGUUGCACCCGCGUGGGGGACCUCCUCCAUCUUCUCAGCCGUUUGGGGGGCUUCCGGCAUCUUCACAGCCUUAUGGUGUUCCACCCACUGGCCCCCAACUUUACGGGUCAACACCUUCGCAGCAGUUUGCUGGCCUGCCACAGCCCUUCACUGCUCCUCCGGCAACCAGCCCUCCUUUUGGGCCCCCGAUGUGGCUGACUCAACCGGCGGGUGCCCCUCUGACAUCUGGUCCUAUGCAAACACCACCGGGAAUGUUAGGCGUGCCUCCGCACACAACAAGCCAGCAGUUACCACCGGCCCUUCCAGUGAUGAACCUCAUGCCUCUAGCUGGUGCACAGGUCUCUACACCAUCAAAGAUAGAUCCUAAUCAAAUCCCACGCCCUAUGCCUAGCUCCUCGGUGGUGUUCUUCGAGACCUAUCUUGGCAAUCAAGUAACCAUUCCCCCGCCUGCAACAAAUGAGUGUAUUGUCCGAGACACUGGCAAUUGCAGCCCUCGUCUUAUGAGAUGCACCAUGAAUCAGAUCCCAUGCACGGGAGAUCUUUUGUCAACAUCAAGCAUGCCCUUAGCUUUGAUGAUUCAACCCUUAGCAUUGCCACAUCCAGAAGAGGAGCCUAUCCAAGUUGUGGAUUUUGGGGAAAGUGGACCUCUAAGAUGUUCUCGUUGCAAAGCUUACAUCAAUCCUUUCAUGAGAUUUAUUGACCAAGGAAGGCAGUUUAUUUGCAACUUAUGUGGAUUCACGAAUGAGACUCCUCGGGAUUAUUACUGUAAUCUAGGCCCGGAUGGUAGACGCCGUGAUGUCGAUGAAAGAGCUGAACUGUGCCGGGGAACAGUUGAAUUUGUUGCUACUAAAGAAUACAUGGUUCGUGAUCCAAUGCCUGCUGUAUUUUUCUUUCUCAUUGAUGUCUCAAUGAAUGCCAUUCAGACUGGGGCAACAGCAGCUACUUGCAGUGCGAUUAACCAAGCUAUUGUUGAUCUUCCAGAAGGCCCUCGAACAAUGGUGGGUGUUGCAACUUUUGAUUCUACAAUUCAUUUCUACAAUCUCAAACAUUCUUCACAACAGCCUCUCAUGCUUAUUGUUCCUGACAUACAAGAUGUUUAUACCCCCCUCCAUACAGAUCUAAUUGUUGCACUUUCUGAGUGCCGCCAGCAUCUGGAACUGCUUCUAAACAGUAUUCCUUCCAUGUUUGAAAAAAAUGCUGUUGCUGAGUCUGCAUUUGGUGCUGCAAUCAAAGCUGCUUGUUUAGCAAUGAAGCCUACUGGUGGAAAGCUUCUGGUGUUUCAAUCAGUUUUGCCAUCAGCUGGAGUUGGGUCUCUCUCUUCACGAGAAGCUGAAGGAAGAACAAAUGUUUCUUCUGGGGAUAAGGACGUACAUAAACUUCUCCAGCCUGCAGACAAGACUUUUAAAACAAUGGCCAUUGAGUUUGCCGAAUUUCAAGUUUGUGUGGAUAUAUUCCUUACAACCCAGUCUUUUGUAGACAUUGCUUCUAUAUCUGUUGUUCCACGAACUACCGGAGGGCAGGUAUAUUAUUACUAUCCAUUUUCUGCUCUUUCUGAUUCUGGCAAGCUAUACAAUGACCUUAGGUGGAACAUCAGUAGGCCCCAAGGCUUUGAGGCUGUGAUGCGUGUAAGAUGCAGUGAGGGUCUUCAAAUACAAGAAUACUCUGGAAAUUUUUGUAAGCGCCUUCCAACUGAUGUUGAUCUUCCUGGGAUCGAUUCUGACAAGACCAUUAUGGUGACUUUCAAACAGGAUGAUAAAUUUCAGGAAGGUGCAGAAUGUGCAUUUCAGUGUGCUCUUCUGUACACUACAGUGUAUGGGCAAAGAAGAAUUCGAGUUCUGAAUCUGUCAUUUCCGUGCACAAAUGUGCUCAGCAACCUUUUUCGUUCUGCUGAUUUGGAUGCUCAAUUUGCUUACUUGUUGAAACAAGCUGCCAGUGGCAUCCCUACUAGUCCCCUUCCUCAAGUCCAAGAGCAAAUUACAAAUACUUGCGUUAACAGUCUGCAUUCUUAUCGUAAAUUUUGUGCUACUGUGUCACCUUCUGGGCAGCUAAUUCUUCCUGAAACUCUCAAGCUCUUGCCUCUUUAUACACUUGCAUUGACUAAAAGCAUUGGUUUACGCCAUGAUGGCCGAUUGGAUGAUCGAUCUUAUUGGGCCUGUCAUGUGGCAUCACUUCCCAUUUCAUUGGUUGUUCCUUUGGUGUAUCCUAGAAUGAUAGCUAUACAUGAUCUCACAUUGAAGGAUGAAGAUGAAGAUGAAGAUGAGAAUAAGUCUCUUGUCUCCUGUGUCAUUCCUCUUUCUAGUGAACAUGUAACUGAUGAUGGAAUUUAUCUGUUAGAGAAUGGGGAGGAUGCCUUGCUUUACGUAGGAAAUACUGUGAAUCCAGAUAUUCUCCAGCAGUUAUUUGGGGUUUCAACUGCAGAUGUGAUUCCUACACAGUUGAUACUGCAGCAAUAUGACAAUAAUCCUUCAAGGAGAUUAAACAAUUUAGUCAACGCAAUAAGACGUCAGAGAUGUUCAUAUCUCCGUUUACGGCUUUGCAGAAAAGGUGAUCCAACAGGAAUGCUUUUCUUUUCUUACAUGGUGGAGGACAAGGCUGCCAGUCCCGGCAGUCGUUCAUAUAUCGAGUUUCUUGUGCAUGUCCACCAUCAAAUCCAAAAUAAAAUGACAUAAGCACACAUGACCCAGCUUCCAGA